AUGCCACGUGCGUCUAAAAACAAAGAUCCAAACGCACCAAAACGUCCGUUAUCCGCCUUCUUUAUAUUUUCACAAGAUGAACGUCCGGCAAUUAAACAAAAAAAUUCAACAUUAUCGGUUGCUGAUGUCGCAAAACAAAUUGGUGAAAGAUGGCGUGGAGCAAGCGAUGAUGUAAAAAAAAAGUAUGAAAAAUUGGCAAAAGAGGCAAAAGAAAAAUAUGAAAAAGAGAUGGCUGCAUAUAAAAAUUCUGCUGAAUAUAAAGCACCACCGAAAGGACAACGAUAA
Didymodactylos carnosus is the source of this 285-nucleotide messenger RNA. Lineage: Eukaryota; Metazoa; Rotifera; Eurotatoria; Philodinida; Philodinidae. The record is from the annotation of a GenBank genome assembly.